Molecule: messenger RNA, 2128 nt
Organism: Echinops telfairi (small Madagascar hedgehog)
Lineage: Eukaryota; Metazoa; Chordata; Mammalia; Afrosoricida; Tenrecidae
Gene: MPIG6B
Product: megakaryocyte and platelet inhibitory receptor G6b
Exons: 6
Coding region: 1-666 (221 amino acids)
Biological process (GO): blood coagulation; integrin-mediated signaling pathway; platelet formation
Cellular component (GO): plasma membrane
Source: RefSeq, a predicted model, not a curated record
AUGGCUCUGGUCCUGCAGCUGCUGCUGCUCUCUGGAGCUCAGGGGGACCCAGUGGCGUCCGUGGAGGGCCAUUCUGGGGAGCUGGUGAAUAUCUCCUGCGUAGGAAUCUCGAACCCCAUCCGCUGGGCCUGGGCACCUAGCUUCCCGGCCUGUAAGGGCUUGUCCAAAGGACGCCGUCGGAUCCUCUCGGCUUCAUUGAGCAGCGGCCCCACGGCGCCGGCUGCGCAGCCCUUCGCAGGCCGUCUGCGCACCCUGGGCCCUGGCAUCGGGCGGCUGCAGCUGCUCCUGAGCGCGGGGGACUCCGGCACCUUUUACUGCAAGGGCGGCGGAAAGGAGAGCGGGACCGCGGUCCGCGUGCUGGAGGACAGGGCCGAUUGCAGGCCCCCGGAGGGGUGCUGGUCUUCGCCUGGUGGCUGCACAGGCGCUCCCUGCGGCACCAACUUGGACCACUCUCCAGAUUUGCUCUGCCCUCCUCACAAAGUGAGAGCCCAGCUGCCGCCGAGACCAAGGCCAGUAAUGGAGGAGCCCAAGCCCCCAGCCCAGGAGGACGGGGAGCAGAGCCUGCUGUAUGCCAACUUGGACCAGAUGGCCCUGAGAAACCCCCGCCGCCUGACCCUAGAGGUCCCUGCUGAUGCUUCCACCACUGUUUAUACAGUUGUCAUUUGAAGGAAAACCCUGACCCCCAAACCUCACAAUCUGAGGCUCACGGCCCUCCACGGCUGGCUCUCCUGCGCUAGGCCCCCCCCCACUCCCCCACCUGAACGCUAGCCCCCCACCUGAACACGGCAGGCACCAUGGGAUGGAAAUGAGUAGCAGACGGACUGGGUGGUCCCAGGUUGUCCUUGCCACGGAUCUGUCCCUUGCUUACGCCAACCGUCAUCACCGGCGCCCACCUUCAAUGGCUAAACCUGAUGAAGCCCUGCCUCUUGGCCUGAAGACAUCGAUGACUCCCAGAGUUUCCUGCCGGCUUCCUUUCACAGCCAAGCUUGGCGAGCCAGCUUGCCCUACCCCUGCGUCUCCCAUUCCCCCUCACUGUGCCUCCCUCUGCCCGGCUUCUGGCACUGCCAUCCUCUCCCUAAGGCACCAGUGACGGGUGUCCGGGAUGGGAAACGCUCUUAGGGCUCAUCCGUUUGGCCUUCCCUGAACCUUUCCUUCGCUACCUGUGACUUCCUUCUGCACUUCUCUCCCCGUCUCCCCCACCCACAGCAUUCCCAGCCGCCAUGUGGUUUCUCCCUCUCUUUCCUCCCCGGCUCUCUCUUCAGCGAAGCUCUCCUUCACAACCAGGCAUCUAGCCUCCAGCUCGUUGACUAACUCCCACUUCUCUCUCGAGCUCCCAUCUCAGGGCGGGAAUUUCCACAACUGUCCCUGGGACAUCCCUUGCCUGGCUGGCCCCUGGUGUCUUACACACAGCAUGUCCAUGGUCAAUGCCUCUGGAUUCUCGCUUGCUACGUUCCGCUUCCCAGGUCCGUCCAGCAGACUUCUUCUACCCUCACACAACAAGCCGCCAAGUCCUGUUUUUAAUCUUCUUACUACUGUCAAAUCCACAGCCGAGCUGCUGCCUGAACGCGCUUUCCUCAGCCCCCCACCCCCACGGCAGUCCUUCUAUCUUCUCUAGACUAGUCCUCCUCCUUGCAGCCAGAGAUCCUACCCCGCUAAGCUAACCUGUUCCCAUCUGAUGCCCUUCCUUCUGCAAGUGCUGUAUUUUUCUUCGUAGCCUUCAGCUCUGAGCUCAGGCUUUGAGGACAAGGAGUCCGAUAGGACUGUCCCCUCCCUGGACUCACCCCAUGUCACCAUUCUACAUGCAUUCAACAUGCCAGCCUUGGAGAAAUUCUCCCCAGCUCUCCAAAAUGCCUUUGCCCAGGCAAUGCCUUCUUCCCACCGUACUUUUCCUCCUCCUUCCCACUACUUGCUUAAUUCUUACUCAUCUUCAGGACUCGGUUCAAAUGUAACCUUUUCUGGGAAGCCUGUUAUGACCCUCCUCACUCUACCCCUUCCCACUCUCCUGCCUCCAGGACCCACACUCACAGCAAUAGCUUCCUGUGGCUUGUGUUCCAUUACAACCUGCACUUCAGCUUGCAACUGAAUUCCCUGCCACCAGGAGACUGACCCUUGUCAAGUCACUGCCUAG